GCGGGAAGCUCCGUUGUGGGCACCGCGGCUGGUGGCUGAGCUCAGGCCUCCAGGCAGAGGCGAGGCGAGGGCGGAGCGGUCACGUGAGAGCACUGCCGCGGUGGGUUGUGGGAGUGCUGCGGCGCCAUUUGCUUUGCCAAACCGACAAAAGAGAGAUCAUGGCCAACGAUGCCAAGCCCGACGUGAAGACCGUGCAGGUACUGCGGGACACCGCCAACCGCCUGCGGAUCCAUUCCAUCAGGGCCACGUGUGCCUCUGGUUCAGGCCAGCUCACGUCGUGCUGCAGUGCAGCAGAGGUCGUGUCUGUCCUCUUCUUCCACACGAUGAAGUAUAAACAGACAGACCCAGAACACCCGGACAACGACCGGUUCAUCCUCUCCAAGGGACACGCUGCUCCCAUCCUCUAUGCCGCUUGGGUGGAGGUGGGUGACAUCAGUGAAUCUGACUUGCUGAACCUGAGGAAACCUCACAGCGGCUUGGAGAGACACCCUACCCCCCGACUGCCAUUUGUUGACGUGGCAACAGGGUGCCUAGGACAGGGAUUAGGUGCUGCGUGUGGAAUGGCUUAUACUGGCAAGUACCUUGACAAGGCCAGCUACAGGGUGUUCUGCCUUAUGGGAGAUGGCGAAUCCUCAGAAGGCUCUGUGUGGGAGGCUUUCGCUUUUGCCUCCCACUACAACUUGGACAAUCUCGUGGCAGUCUUUGACGUGAACCGCUUGGGACAAAGUGGGCCUGCACCCCUUGAGCAUGGCGCAGACAUCUACCAGAAUUGCUGUGAAGCCUUUGGAUGGAAUACUUACUUAGUGGACGGCCAUGAUGUGGAGGCCUUGUGCCAAGCAUUUUGGCAAGCAAGUCAAGUGAAGAACAAGCCUACUGCUAUAGUUGCCAAGACCUUCAAAGGUCGGGGUAUUCCAAAUAUUGAGGAUGCAGAAAAUUGGCAUGGAAAGCCAGUGCCAAAAGAAAGAGCAGAUGCAAUUGUCAAAUUAAUUGAGAGUCAGAUACAGACCAAUGAGAAUCUCAUACCAAAAUCGCCUGUGGAAGACUCACCUCAAAUCAGCAUCACAGAUAUAAAAAUGACCUCCCCACCUGCUUACAAAGUUGGUGACAAGAUAGCUACUCAGAAAACAUAUGGUUUGGCUCUGGCUAAAAUGGGCCGUGCAAAUGAAAGAGUUAUUGUUCUGAGUGGUGACACAAUGAACUCCACCUUUUCUGAAAUAUUCAGGAAAGAACACCCUGAGCGUUUCAUAGAGUGUGUUACUGCUGAACAAAACAUGGUAAAUGUGGCACUAGGCUGUGCUACACAUGGUCGAACCAUUGCUUUUGCUAGUGCUUUUGCUGCCUUUUUUACUAGAGCAUUUGAUCAGCUCCGAAUGGGAGCCAUUUCUCAAGCCAAUAUCAACCUUAUUGGUUCCCACUGUGGGGUAUCCACUGGAGAAGAUGGAGUCUGCCAGAUGGCCCUGGAGGAUCUAGCCAUGUUCCGAAGCAUUCCCAAUUGUACUGUUUUCUAUCCAAGUGAUGCCAUCUCGACAGAGCAUGCUGUUUAUCUAGCCGCCAAUACCAAGGGAAUGUGCUUCAUUCGAACCAGCCAACCAGAGACUGCAGUUAUUUAUACCCCACAAGAAAAUUUUGAGAUUGGCCAGGCCAAGGUGGUCCGCCACAGUGUCAAUGAUAAAGUCACAGUAAUUGGAGCUGGAGUUACUCUCCAUGAAGCCUUAGCAGCUGCUGACCAUCUUUCUCAACAAGGUAUUUCUGUCCGUGUCAUCGACCCAUUUACCAUUAAACCCCUGGAUGCCGCCACCAUCAUCUCCAGUGCAAAAGCCACAGGCGGCCGAGUUAUCACAGUGGAGGAUCACUACAGGGAAGGUGGCAUUGGAGAAGCUGUGUGUGCAGCUGUCUCCAGGGAGCCUGAUAUCCGUGUUCAUCAGCUGGCAGUGUCAGGAGUGCCUCAACGUAGGAAAACUAGUGAAUUGCUGGAUAUGUUUGGAAUCAGUACCAGACACAUUAUAGCAGCCGUAACACUUACUUUAAUGAAGUAAACUAAGCUUAUUUCUAAAAAGUAAAGUCUAUUGGCUUUGGCCCAAAAGCACUGGUAUCUUUGUAUUAAAUUAAUGCUUAUUGUUACAAAACCAUUAUCUAUACCUAUACAGUUGUACUGUUUCUUUUAAAGCAAAGCCAUUUAACAUCUUUCUUUUUUCCUAAUUUGGAAAUUAAAGUUUACCUUUCUGUUAAUCUAUGUAUAAAUGUUACUCUGAGUCAUUAAUGUGGAUUUUAAAAUUGUAAGCAAUAGAAAAGGAAAUAAAACAACUACCUAAUACAAAUAUUUCUGAUAAGACUACAAAUAUCUGACUGAUUUGGGGAUUAAGGUAGAGGUAACUAUAUCUUAAAUGAGUAUGAUUUCCUUAUAAGUUAAAAAAAUUGAAAUUUAAUUGUAGACUUCAAUAGUCCAAGUUUUGAAGGAUAUUUGAGCUUUUGUAUAAUGCCAUCCUAUACCUGCAGUUUUACAAAUAAUGUUUGACUGCAGUUGCCUUGGAAAUUCCUCCAAAGUUUGCCUUCAUGUCUCCUCUACAGUUUGCAGGUGAUGGUGCAGCAGUGGAACAUCUCAUGAUGCACUGCACUACUUGUGUUCUGUGAAGAGAUGAAAGUAUAACUGGUUCUAGUUUGCACACUACACACAUAGUUUUGUGAAGCUUCAGAAAUGUUUUUCCUUUUCCUUGUGGCCAAACCAGUUUGUUAAUCUGAUUAUAUUCAUCUACUAAUGAUACUAAAGUUAAUGUAAUAAAGCAUUUAAAAAUCAGA
Messenger RNA from Nomascus leucogenys (northern white-cheeked gibbon), 2796 nucleotides. RefSeq names its product transketolase like 2 (gene TKTL2). The record is from RefSeq and is a predicted model, not a curated record. NCBI's taxonomy places the organism in Eukaryota, Metazoa, Chordata, Mammalia, Primates, Hylobatidae. Gene Ontology annotation, molecular function: transketolase activity; thiamine pyrophosphate binding.